GUCAGAAACUGUUGUUUCCAGCAAUGUUGUUGAGUGUGAGGUGAGAAGCGAUUUUCUCACGGAAUGUCCAACUUAUCUACUAUAUAACCCGCAUGGAAUGUAAAUCGAGCUGGGUACCAUUUUAAUUUAAAAUUUCAACACUGACAUUUUCCGAUUGUACGUUAAAUUUGUUUUUCGGGGCAUCUGUAUUUCCAAAGAAUUCUUUCACUGACUUAGGGGACUGGGCUUCUUGAAAGCCAAUCAUUAUACCGGUAACCGAUAUGGGAACAAGUGCUUCCAAAACACCAACUGAACAACAUGGAUCAGACCCGAACCGUGUCCAAGGAAUGGCCAGGUUAAUGGUUGCAAGGCCGCAGAAAAAACGACCGAAAAACAUGCACCCAUUGCUUAAAAUGCUAGACGAAGAAGACGAAAAGUACGAAUACAAAAAGCAAAGUAUGUACUUGUUAAAGCAAUUAUUCAAAGGCAUGGAUCCGACAGUAAUGAAGACGGUGGGUGAUGUGAGAGGGGAGAUAAAAUUGUCAUUUAAGUAUGACCAACAGAAGAAUUUACUUCUAGUGAAAGUUGUUUGUGCAAAGGAAUUGGUUCCUAAAGAUCUCAGUGGAAAGGCAGCUGAUCCAUAUGUAAAAGAGGUGUUGAUUUUAAGAGGUGGAUCUUUAGAAAAAGACAGCAGCUGA
Messenger RNA from Saccoglossus kowalevskii, 677 nucleotides. RefSeq names its product synaptotagmin-1-like. Gene Ontology annotation, cellular component: plasma membrane; exocytic vesicle. Gene Ontology annotation, molecular function: phosphatidylserine binding; SNARE binding; calcium ion binding. The record is from RefSeq and is a predicted model, not a curated record. Gene Ontology annotation, biological process: calcium-ion regulated exocytosis. NCBI's taxonomy places the organism in Eukaryota, Metazoa, Hemichordata, Enteropneusta, Harrimaniidae.